Corticium candelabrum is the source of this 4047-nucleotide messenger RNA. Its product is annotated as cell adhesion molecule DSCAM-like. Gene Ontology annotation, cellular component: neuronal cell body; axon; plasma membrane. The transcript is spliced from 15 exons. NCBI's taxonomy places the organism in Eukaryota, Metazoa, Porifera, Homoscleromorpha, Homosclerophorida, Plakinidae. The record is from RefSeq and is a predicted model, not a curated record. Gene Ontology annotation, biological process: homophilic cell-cell adhesion; synapse organization. Gene Ontology annotation, molecular function: axon guidance receptor activity; protein binding. Bases 1 to 4047 code for a protein of 1348 amino acids.
AUGUUUCCCGUAACGAUAGACCAGUUCUUAGCCAACACAACAGUUAAUGAGACAGAAAGUCUUACUCUCAACUGCAGUGCUCAUGGUGUACCUGAGCCAAACAUUGCUCUAUAUCGAGUGGUAUUAGGAUCCGAUCAGAAGCUCACAGGCUCAAUGAUAGUCUCUGGAAAAUUACUAAAUGGAGAUCCGUACAUGGCUUACAACAUAAAUUCAAUUGAAGGAUUAGACAGCGGACAGUACAAGUGUAUUGCUACAAACGAUGUGCGGCGGUCACAAGCAGACACUUCAGAUAUGAGAACCAGUGAAAGCUCAGUGAUUAUUACUGUCAAUGUUGCUGCAAGAAUUGAUAUUCCAUUACGACCAUUAUCAAUUUCUGUUGUCAGGACUAGGUCCUUGGCUCUUCAUUGUUCAGCAACAGGCACUCCUACUCCCACAUACAGCUGGACACACGACAGUCAAUCUGUUGAUGUAUCACGUUCUGGAUAUUUUCUUUGGUCAAAUGGAACUUUGGUUGUUGAAAAUGCUGGUUUAGAGGACGCUGGUGAUUAUGUCUGCACAGCAAGUAACUUGCUUUACUCAGAUGUGGCUGAUGUUCAAACAGUAACCGUACAAGUUGCGCCUCAGAUUAGGUUUCCUGAACGUUCUUUUACAGUCAAUUUUACUACUCCAUCUCAAAUUUCAAUUGGGUGCAGUGCUACAGGCAUUCCAAAACCAAUUGUUGAAUGGCAUGUAGCUGAUACAAAUAACAUAGUCACCAACAGUGCAAAGUAUUCUAUAAAACUUGAUGUUGAUCAAAACUCAAGCAAAGCAGUCUUUGAAGUGAUAAGCAAUUUGACUAUCUACAACACAAUCACCAGUGAUACACGCCCAUAUGUUUGCAGUGUUACAAGUCCUGUGUUUACAACUCCUGUAAAUGCAACAAUCAAUGUCAUUGUGCAAGUUGUUCCAACAUUUAUAUCAUCACCUGAGAAUGUGAUCGUACUAGCAGGGACUCAGGUUCGUUUACAAUGUGCUGUUUCAGCUGCACCUGUCUCAUUUAUUAAAUGGAGGAAAAAUGAAGGCAUGUUAGCAAACAACAGCAGACAUAUGAUAGUUGCAUCGUCAGUAUCUACAUCUCCACUUUUUGGAAGACCAUUGAUAACAACGUCAAACCUGACUAUUACUGGCAGCCAUUACACUGAUGCUGGUAUUUACUUUUGUCGUUCUAUCAAUGCAGUUGGACAAGUUGACAGCAGGAAAUCACCUCUAGUUGUUCAAGUUUCACCAACUAUUACUACUCAGCCACUAUCUCGAACUCUUAACAUGUCUGAUUUGGUAAUGUUUACUUGUGCAGCAACAGGAGUUCCAGAACCAAAUAUUACAUGGCAAACAACAGGAGGAGCUAUUAUUUCUCCUUUAGCAAUAAACAAUAUUGUGUUGGGUUCAGAUAACACUCUCUACACAACAACAAGUCAUCUUACAAUUAGCAGCAUUCAGAAAAGCUAUGAUGGUGAUUUUAUCUGUACUGCAUCGAAUGACAUAAAACCAUCUGUAAUGUCCAACAGUGCAACUUUGACAGUUCAAGUUAAACCAACUGUUGUUGCUGUGAACAAAACACUUGUUGGUGUUGAGAACUUUAGUCUUAUGCUGUCUGUCUACAUUCGUAAUGCAUUUCCAGCAGUAAGGGCAGAAAAUAUAAUUUGGACAAACUCAACUAGUGGUGAUCUUUUCAACACUGGCACUAGUCUCAGUGGUCCAGAGCCUUUCUAUCAAUCAUAUGAUAGUAUGAACAUGGUUGCUAGCUUGUUAAUAAAGAACAUCAGUUUGGAUUCAGGUGGUGGAUACAGGUGCAUGGCAACUAAUGAGGCUGGACAUGGAAAUGAAGUAGUUGUAGUAUCUAUACAAGGUCCUCCCAAGUUUUUUGAGACACCAAGUGACACAAAUGUUCUUGUUGGUGACACUGCUGCUUUUCAAUGUCAAACAUCUAAUGAGCCAAUUGCCAACUAUGUUUGGCAAAAGGGAGACUUGACUGUUUCUGAUGGUUCUGAUUCUCGAUUCAGUUUUAGUGAGCCUGCAAGUAGGGAUGGAACACUGGUCAUUGCUAAUGUGACAUAUCAUGAUCGUGGAGAGUAUAAGUGCACUGCAACAAAUAUACAUGGAGUUGUGGCUGCUACUGCUAUACUCAAUGUGCAGGUCCCACCUGUAAUCACAUCACCUCCAAUCUCACAGACAACCAUUGAGCCAGACACCACUGUGUUUAGUUGCAGUGCAUUCGGUCAACCUCCUCCCAGUAUUUCAUGGAAGAGAACAGUAGCUGGGAAUUCUGUCGAAGAGACACUGGCAGUCAGUGGAAAAUUUUCUAUUGACUCUAAUAGCUCACUCAUUAUUACAUCGACAAGAUAUGAAGAUAGAGGGACGUAUACGUGUAUUGCAAUGAACAUUCUAGCUGAAAUGAAGAUGGACAAAUCGAGCACUCAGUUGUUUGUAAAUGUUCAUCCAAAUAUUAUGACAUCACCUCAGAACACAACAGUUGUCUAUCCGAGUGAUAUUUCUAUUAAUUGUGAAGCAAUUGGUUUUCCUAUACCAAUUUUAUUGUGGCAACAUAAUGGUCAAGAUAUUUCUCCAAAUGAUCAGAAACAAAGUGUUCAUACCAACCAGAUAAUGUCUGAAAUCAAAGUGGUAUCACGUUUACUUAUUAGAAGAUCAGAAUUCAGAGACAGAGGAAUGUACAGAUGUCUUGUCAGCAAUUUGUUAGGGCGUGAUGAAGCAAGCAGUGUUGUUACUAUUCAAUAUAUUCCAUCAAUUAUCGUCAGUCCAAUUGCAAAGGAUGUGAGGAAGCCAAAUGCUGUGUCAUUGCAAUGUACAGCAGUAGGUUUUCCACCACCAUCAAUUGAAUGGGUAAAGAACAAUGUUACAAUGCUCCCUAACACAUACAGAGUCGAUGAAGCAACGGGGGUGGACAACAUUGGAGUGCCAACUCUUUCAAGCAAUUUAACAGUAACACUAACUGUUACCUCGGAUACUGGCAAUUUUGUAUGCGUAGCAAAGAAUAUCUUGCAAAGUGUAUCAUCAAGACCUGUUCAACUCACUGUGUUGGAGGCACCAUUUGCACCUAUCAACAUUAUCGUUACUGGUGUGACGUCAACAUCUGUUUCACUGGAGUGGAGUCCUUCUUUUGAUGGCAAUAGUGCAAUAUUUCAAUACAUUGUUCAGUAUGCUGGUGGCAUUGACAACACAAAAUGGUCAGCUGGUGAGAACACUAACAGCCAACAGCCAUCAUAUGUUGUUACAAAACUACAUCCAUAUGCAAACUACACGUUUAGAGUGGCAGCCACAAAUUUUAUUGGAACAGGUGACUUCAGCAACUCUUCUUCUGUGGCUUUCACAAGCCAAGACAAGCCGUCUGGAACUCCAAAAAUUAUUUCUGUAUUGGCUGAAAGCUCCAACUCAAUCAGGAUUAGAUGGUUAGCCGUACCAUUCAAUGAACGAAAUGGCAUAAUAACACAACGUCGAGUGGAGAUUCGCGAACGAAUUAUGGCGCAAAGUCUGCUACCUCCUUUCUAUCGCACUGCCACAGAAAAGGACACAAUUGUGGUGACUGGUUUGAAGCGCUACACAACGUAUAGCUUUCGUGUUGAAGCCUCAACCGCUGUUGGUAGGGGCAAUUUCAGUUCAUCCAAAGAGGGAAGAACGCAUGAUAAUGCUGCUCGUCCUACUUUACGUGCAGUAAAGUCUGUUGUCAUUGUGCCGAAUGGAUCUACUGCAGUUCUUCACGUGACAAUUUUACCAGUUUUCCCCAAUGUUCCUAACAAUGCUGCGAACAGAACAUGGUCUGGUCCUUCAGGAGUGAUUGCUACAACAAACAAGUUUUUCUUGUCGACAAAUCGUUAUCGUUUGGCAAUUCAAGAUAUUGGUCCAAAUGACACUGGACUUUACACAUUUACAGCUGCAAAUACAGUCGGCAGCGCAACUGUUACAAUUAACCUUGCUUUGCAAGGAUUUCGUCCAACUGUGGAAGCCGUAAACUCGAUUGUUGCGGUACCAAAAGGAGUUACCGCUGCUCUUUGA